AUGGCAUGCGCAGUACUUUUCUACGUCUUCCUCUGCCUCGUUGGAGUGGUUCAUGCUGCACCUAUAACAGAUACAACAAAUAGUAUUGCCAGCGACAGUUUCUUGGAAGCCCCAUCAUUCACAACCAGAACCAUGUGGACUAUCAUCUCUAGCUCCGUUUUCACUCUAUUUGCGUGCAUAUAUGGUGCUAUUCACCCCAAUAUCCCGAGUCCUGAGGACAGACCCCUUCGUGUCCUCCUGCAGCUGCUUGGCACCAUGAUUAUGGCACUAAUCGCUCCUGAACUGAUCAUCACAUGGGCUAUGCGCCAAUGGUUCAGCGCUCGUCGAGUUACGAGACAGUUUGAGAAAUUGGGGUAUACCAAUGUUCGUCUGGAGUCUGAAGAAAAAGAGUCUGUUGAAGUACCUGAGCAAUUGUUUCGUUGGCAUUUCCCUGGUGCUCUUGCGAGGUGGGUCAAAAAGUCGGUUGAGGCUCAUUUCUCGAAGCAAUCUGAAGAUUAUACAUGGACUCAGACGCACAGCUUCUUUGUGCUAAUGGGUGGUUUCAUGCUUUAUGUGGAUGGGAAACCCUGCCUUACCCUACGCCCUGACUACAUUAAUCCACGAAGGGUGGCCUGGUUUGUCAUGCAGCUCAUCACCCGCGCCAUCUAUCACCUCGAAACCACGCAGGUUGAAGUGGGGACACUCGCUUUUGCGGUUCUCAAUUUCCUAACUUAUGCUGUGUGGUGGGACAAGCCUCUCAACGUGCAAUGCCCACAUCCAGGGUACUGGAAGUUGACCGAGUCAAGGCCAGAGGAUCACAUUAAUGUCAGCGAUAGAGACGAAUUCACUCGACUUCGGAUCUUGCGUCGAGUCUUUCGCCCAGUUAUAGAGCUAAUAGGCUGGGCUGAGAUUCCCACAUCUCGAAAGCUCCGAGUUCCAACAUUUGAUGGUAGCAUCGAACUGGAAGAUGCAGAUAACAUGGUUCUUCGGCUCGCUGGAUUGCUUAUAGCCACCAUCUUUGGUGGCAUCCAUUGUAUGGCUUGGUUUUUUGCUUUCCCUGCGUGCAAGGAACAGGCGCUAUGGCGCAUGAGCGCCAUCGCUAUAACUUGCACACCCUGGCUUAGUAUCCUUACGGUAUUACUCUUUAACGUCCUGGACGCACGAGAUGCGUGCUUCGACGCGGUUUAUGCAUUAUUUGUUAUGUUGUACAUUACAGCUCGUGCCGUCCUCUUGGUACUUAUGUUCACCACCUUACGCGAUCUUCCUCCUGACGUAUACAAGGCUGUAUCGUGGACUAGUUUGGUGCCGCACUUGUAG
Suillus fuscotomentosus is the source of this 1296-nucleotide messenger RNA. RefSeq lists its product as uncharacterized. The transcript is spliced from 6 exons. Lineage: Eukaryota; Fungi; Basidiomycota; Agaricomycetes; Boletales; Suillaceae. The record is from RefSeq and is a predicted model, not a curated record. Bases 1 to 1296 code for a protein of 431 amino acids.